This is a messenger RNA of Blepharisma stoltei, 1728 nucleotides long. NCBI's taxonomy places the organism in Eukaryota, Ciliophora, Heterotrichea, Heterotrichida, Blepharismidae. The record is from the annotation of a GenBank genome assembly.
AUGAUGGCGAAGAAAUGCUUCAUGCCAGGGUGUAUGAACGAGGUUGAGCAUGCAUGCAAAUGCUCUUCUCCUGAAACUUUAAUGUGCGGAGAGCAUAUAGGGGAGCAUGUAAACUUGCCUAAUAGAGCUCAUAAUAUUGAAUCAAUUUUUAUGCAGCCUUAUGAAGGGACAAAAGAAGCAGUUCUUGAAUUUCUUGCAAAAGAAAAUUCAAAAUGUAGCGAGUUGAGAAGAAAAAUUAUAGAUUCCAUUAGCCAGCGUCUUCCCAAUUCAGAGAAAGAUUUAGAAGAGUUUAUAGGCAAGUUGUAUUGCUACUUAGAUGAAAUAAAUGAGUUCUUUGCAAAGAUUUCCCAAGCUUCAAAAUUAUUAAAGUCAGAGCAAGAUCCAAUUUUAGGAUUAUUGAGUUUACAACCUCAAGAAGCUAUUGAGAAAGCAAAAUUGAUGAACAUAGCAAGCAGAAAUUGAUGCAACGGUGCAAAACUGUUCUAUACAAUCAAUAAAAAGCUAGAGGGUCUAAAUAGAUCCUUCUUUACAGAAAUAUACAGGGCAUAUCUAGAAAAAAGGAAUGUGCAAAAUACUCCUGAAACGCAUGAUAAAAUUAGCAAGCCCACCAGUAUAGAGUCAGCAAACGUUAAUGAUUCGAUUUCCUUGAUAAUAAAUGAAAACAGUGGGUGUUUAAAAAUAAGAAAAGAAAACAAGGCAAUAAAAAUACCCCAAGAAAAUGAGACAAGCUUGCUUAAUUCUCAAAUGAACGCUGCUACUAAUAAUCUAAACGCUUCAAAUAUCAUAGACACCUUAAGAAAUAAAACAGCUGAGAUUUUGAGUAGACCAAAUAAUCCAGAAUUAGAAAUAGAUUUCAGAGCAACUUGUUCAGCAAUUCAGAUCAAUUCUUACGAUCCACCGCUAAUGCAAGCUUACCAAGAUUAUCUUAAUGCUUACCAACAAAAGACAUCUCUUUAUAGUCUUACCAUUGAUGAAGAUAGCAGAGUUAAUUUAAUUAUUUAUAACACUGAAACUGAAACAGAAGAAGUAAAAAUAUUGCAGACUCCAGAAUCACUAGGCGCAUGCACUUGCAUAACUCAACUUCCAAAUGGCAAGCUAUUCUGUUUUGGUAAAUAUCUACCUUCUGGAAUUACAGAACUAAUUGAUGUGAAUGGUGGAGUCAAAGUGCUGCCAUCUGGAACUCCUUGCAAUUCCUCAUCAUGUAUCUAUUUCAACAACAGCGUCUAUUGCUUUGGAGGACACGAUAUAGGUGAAUUAACCCUAUCUAGUAGAUUUGAUUUGGAUCGAAAUCGAUGAAUUCAGUUAGCUCCAAUGCCAAAAGCUGAUUAUGGCUGCAAUAGUAUAACAUUUAAUAGAAAUAUUUUGAUUUCUGGAUGAAAAUAUAGUAAUCUUUUGCUAUAUUCAAUUGAUAUUGACUCUUUCUCGACAAUUCCUCAUGAGUUUACAAAAAAUAGAAGAAAGAUCCUGAUAAAUGCAAAGAGACUAUAUUUGAUUGAAAGCUAUAGAUCAAUCUAUGAAAGUGACAUUGGAAGUUUAUGAAAUUGGAGACGAAUAGGAAAAUCAAACAUCAAUUGCAAUCCUGAUCAAGUGUAUUGCUCAUACAAUAAAGGAGGAAUAUUCAUCUCGAAUAUUGAAAGGCCAGGUAAAGCAUAUUAUUGUUUUAAUUUAGAUCAAAAAUCAUUAUUGAUAUUGCCUACUCAAAUAGGCAUGUUUCACUUAAAAAAGUAG